Molecule: messenger RNA, 2711 nt
Organism: Etheostoma cragini (Arkansas darter)
Lineage: Eukaryota; Metazoa; Chordata; Actinopteri; Perciformes; Percidae
Gene: fshr
Product: follicle stimulating hormone receptor
Exons: 14
Coding region: 1-2091 (696 amino acids)
Biological process (GO): male gonad development; follicle-stimulating hormone signaling pathway
Cellular component (GO): membrane
Molecular function (GO): follicle-stimulating hormone receptor activity; protein binding; thyroid-stimulating hormone receptor activity
Source: RefSeq, a predicted model, not a curated record
AUGAUGAUGGUGAUGAUUCUGAUCAUGUUAAUGAUUGUGAUGAUAAAGACGGCAUCAGCAUCGGCGCCUGGCCCUGAGAUGAAUAUUAAGCCUGGAGUUGAGACUGGCGUAGCCAAACGAACCCUGCACUUCUGCCACCAGCUGGGCUUCAGGGUCACAGAGAUUCCCUCCAACAUCUCCCGCAACACCGAAUGCCUGGAAGUUAAGCAGACGCAGAUCAGUGUGAUUCCCCAGGGCGCCCUCACCAGCCUGCAGCAUCUCAGGAAACUCACCAUAUUGGAGAACGAUAUGCUGAAGACCGUCGGCACUUUUGCCUUUGCCGGCCUCUCUCAGCUCAUUGCAAUCUACAUUGACGGGAAUGUUGCAUUGGAGAGUAUAGGAGCUUUGGCUUUCUCUGAUCUCCCUGAACUCCGUGAGAUAACCAUCAGAAGGUCUAAACACCUAAGACACAUCCAUCCAGAUGCUUUCAAGAACAUCGUGAAACUAGAGUAUCUGCUCAUCUCCUACACCGGACUAAGAAUGUUUCCAAACUUCACCAAGAUCCACUCCAAGGCGCACAGCGUUCUGGUUGACCUGCAAGAUAACAACCACAUAAAAAGAGUCCCCGCCAAUGCCUUCAGAGGCCUCUGCACUCAAUCUAUCAUCAUACGGCUCAACAGAAAUGGCAUCAAGGAGGUGGCAAGUGACGCCUUCAACGGCACAAAGAUGCACAGAUUGUAUCUGAGAGGAAACACACAGCUUACUCACAUCAAUCCCAACGCCUUUUUGGGUUCCAGUGAGUUGGUGGUACUGGACAUUUCUCACACUGCCCUCAGCUCCCUGCCAGACCACAUCCUCGGUGGACUCCAGGAGCUGAUCGCAGAGGCCGCCCACAAUCUGAAAAAACUUCCUCCUUUAGAGCUUUUCACCAAACUCCGCCAGGCCGACCUGACGUAUCCGUCACACUGUUGCCUCCUCCAAAACAUUAGCAGGAACAGAUCGAGUUGGCACACCCUGUGCUCUCACCCCGAGGCUCAGUAUAACCUUCAAUUCCAUAAAGACUACUGCUCCAACUCCACCUCCAUCACCUGCAGCCCAGCCCAAGAUGCCUUUAACCCCUGUGAGGACAUCAUGCCCUCGGUCCCCCUACGAGUCCUCAUCUGGAUCAUCUCUAUCCUUGCGCUGCUGGGGAACACAGCAGUACUUCUUGUCUUGUUAGGAAGCCGCUGCAAACUGACUGUUCCUCGUUUCCUGAUGUGCCACUUGGCCUUUUCUGACCUCUGCAUGGGCAUCUACCUGGUAAUCAUAGCAUCUGUGGACAUGCUUACUCGUAGCCAGUACUGCAGCUACGCCAUAUACUGGCAGACAGGCCUGGGCUGCAGUGUGGCAGGCUUCUUCACGGUGUUUGCCAGUGAGCUGUCAGUGUUCACAUUAACAGCAAUCACACUGGAGCGCUGGCACACAAUCACAAAUGCCUUGCGGCUGGACCGUAAACUUCGCCUGAGACAUGCAUGUAUUGUCAUGAUAGCAGGCUGGAUCUUCUCGUCUAUUGCCGCUUUGCUGCCCACAGUCGGGGUCAGCAGCUAUGAAAAGGUGAGUAUCUGCCUCCCUAUGGACGUGGAUGAUCUGGUGUCUCAGGUCUAUGUGGUGUCUCUCCUCCUCCUCAACAUCCUGGCUUUUUUCUGUGUGUGCGGCUGUUAUCUCAGCAUCUACCGGACCGUCCGCAACCCCUCAUCAGCGCCGGCACACGCCGACACAUGCGUCGCCAAACGCAUGGCCAUCCUCAUCUUCACUGACUUUGUCUGCAUUGCUCCCAUCUCGUUCUUUGCUGUGUCAGCUGCCCUCAAGCAACCUCUCAUCACCGUCUCAGACGCUAAAAUACUGCUGGUCCUCUUCUACCCAGUCAACUCCUGCUCCAACCCCUUCCUGUACGCCUUCUUCACCCGCACUUUCAGGCGGGAUUUCUUUCUCUUCACAGCUCGCUUUGGCCUGUUUAAAACCUGGGCGCAGAUUUACCGGACAGAGUGCUCCUGGACCUCUCCAAAGACCAGCCAUGUGACGCUGUACUCCUUGGCCAAUACAUUAAGUCUAGAUGGGAAACAAGAGUGCUGACUGUCAUUCAAAAAUCCACAGCUACAGACUUUUUGCAGGAUGUUAAUAUAUUUCUCUCCCCACAGACAUCCUUUUUCUCUUAGGCGAAUAUAUACAGUUCUGGUGAUCUCUCUCCUGAGGGAUCACAUCUCUCUCCUAAGAGAUCACCAGGUAUCCUACCAACGCCUUGUCAAAGUAUCUAAAGCAAAGCAUUUUUAUGAUAUCAUAGCCAAAAAUGCACAUAGCCCUAAAAUUGUGUUUAGUCCAAUACAUACUGCACUAAAUCAUGCUAUUGCACUCCCUGAUGCUACGUUUGAAAUCAAAGAACAAUUUUUGAGCUUUUUUGUCAAGGUUGACACUAUCAGAUAUACCGAUGACCCUUCUAAAUCAAUCCUAUGCCCUGCUUCUCUGAAUUGUUGUGUGCCUGUAGUCCUGUCAGCAUUGAUGGAUAUUGUAUCACACAUGAAACCUACCUAUUCAGCUUCAGAUAUUGUUCCCUCUCGUCUUUUGAAAGAGGUAUUUGAUACUCUUGGUCCCGGCCUCUUUUCUGUAUUAAAUAUCUCUCUUAUGAAUGGCACAGUCCCAUCUAGCUGUAGACAUGAUGUGGUUCAGCCUCUAAUUAAAAAACCCAACCUUGACCC